This is a messenger RNA of Pistacia vera, 960 nucleotides long. RefSeq names its product ankyrin repeat domain-containing protein EMB506, chloroplastic-like. Gene Ontology annotation, cellular component: chloroplast outer membrane. The record is from RefSeq and is a predicted model, not a curated record. Gene Ontology annotation, molecular function: chloroplast targeting sequence receptor activity; protein binding. Bases 1 to 597 code for a protein of 198 amino acids. Lineage: Eukaryota; Viridiplantae; Streptophyta; Magnoliopsida; Sapindales; Anacardiaceae. The transcript has 7 exons. Gene Ontology annotation, biological process: protein targeting to chloroplast.
AUGGCCAGAUGUAGCGAGGUUGAACAGCUUAUGACACCAGAAGAAAGAGCAACUUUGCAACAAAAUACCACUCCUAACCUGGGAAAAAUUUCAACUGGAAAAUGGAAUCUGCUGCAUACGUUUGCACUAUCAGGGCAGAUACAUUUUAUGGACAAGCUACUUGACAAUGGCCUUGGUAUUGAUACUAUUGACAAGGAUGGUUUCACUGCUCUUCACAAGGCAAUUAUUGGUAAAAAGGAGCCUGUAAUUAGUCAUCUUUUAAGAAAAGGUGCAAACCCACAUGUGAAAGAUCGGGAUGGUGCUACUCCACUUCAUUAUGCAGUUCAAGUUGGUGCCAUGCAAACUGUGAAGUUAUUGAUCAAAUACGGGGUUGAUGUCAAUGUUGCAGAUAAUGAGGGAUGGACUCCAUUGCAUAUUGCCAUACAAAGUAGGAACAGAGACAUUGCAAAAGUUUUGUUGAUCAAUGGUGCUGAUAAGACGAGAAAAACCAUGGAUGGGAAAACAGCUCUUGACAUGAGCUUAUGUUAUGGAAAGACUUUCAAGUCUUAUGACCUUGCCAAACUACUGAAAAUUUUACCACUUGAAAGAGACCUAUAAUUUACGGUCAACACCGAGAAUCACUCAACUUCAAAAUGGAGCUUGCUGCUAAACCAAAUUCUCUACUGCUUGGCACAAGCCUAUGCCUAUGUCGCAUGUCAAGAUGGCGCAACCGCGCAAGCCUAUGUUCAACCAUGCGAUUCGUUGUCAGCUAAUUCAUCUCAACCAUCAUUGGAGUGGGGACACCCAAAAUGUAUAGAUUAUCAUAGCCUAGUGAAUGUAGUAGCAGAUUGGUGAAAUACAGAAACAUUCAAGAAACAUCUGAAAUUUUGUUAAACUACUAAUGGAAGCUAGCUUUAUUGCCUAAUGGGCUUAGGCACUGUUCCCAGUUCCCAAAAAUGUAGUCAAUUUAGUGCCAGUGUU